Messenger RNA from Anguilla anguilla (European eel), 908 nucleotides. RefSeq names its product endonuclease domain-containing 1 protein-like. The record is from RefSeq and is a predicted model, not a curated record. Gene Ontology annotation, molecular function: nucleic acid binding; hydrolase activity; metal ion binding. Bases 66 to 908 code for a protein of 280 amino acids. The transcript is spliced from 3 exons. NCBI's taxonomy places the organism in Eukaryota, Metazoa, Chordata, Actinopteri, Anguilliformes, Anguillidae.
CUGUGUGCUACAGGUAAAGUGCUCAGAAUUCUGCUAAACUGGUUCUCUGAAUUCCACUGGCUCAGAUGCAGGUCUUGGCAGCGUUGUGCUUCCUUGUCUUGGCACACCUGCCCCCCCUGAGGGGGGAGGUAGUGGGAAGCUUCCAGGACAUCCCGGAGUGCCUGGACUUCUUCUACGAGGGCAAGGUGCCAGAGUGGGGUGCGGCCACGCCUGGCGCCGCCCGUUUGUGUCAGCGAUUCAAGAACAGCUACCACUUUGCCACGCUGUACGACACGCUCCACCGCAUCGCCGUCUACUCCGCCUACCGCUUUCAGACCAGCGACGGCGGCGGUCGCGAGAAGCGCUGGUUUGUGGAGCCACAGCUCGUGGACCUCAGUUUGGGUGCGGAGAUGCGGGACGGGUACUGGCUCGGGCAGGACAAUCCGGGGGUGUACCUGGGUGAGAGGCAGGCUCUCAACGAGGACUACACACACUCCGGCUUUGACCGCGGACACCUCAACCCAAACGGACACCACCCAGUGCCCAGCCGCAACGCCACCUUUACCCUUACCAAUGUGGUGCCCCAGAACCCCAAGCUGAACCAGAAUGCCUGGCGCAUGUACGAGUCCCAGCUGACUGACCUCUUCAACGUCCAGUGCUCGCAGGCCUACGUGCUGGUGGGCGCCAUCCCUUCCGCUGACAACUGGAUCGUCAAGAACAACGUCAAGCGGGUCAACAUCCCCGACUACAUCUGGAACGCCUACUGCUGCCUGGACAACAACGGCCAGCCCACCCACAGCGGGGGGGCCACAGCUCGCAACACUGAGCAGAACCACGUUGACAGGCGCACUCUCUCAGAGCUGGAAGAGUUCUUGAGUCAGUACCAAUCACCAGUGGGGGAGCUCUUUCUCAACAACUGUGGGGCUUAG